UAUUUGUUCUUAAUCCAGAUUAAGAAUUGAGGAUCUAGGAUCUGCUCAUUGCAGUUGGACGAAACCUGAAGCAACAUGCAGCGUGUAACACACUUUAUUCAAGGACAUCAGAGAGUUAUCCUGGAACUCAAACAAAAUGACCUACAGAAAUCUCUCAUCCAGGCGCUUAAAGAACUUACUGAAAAGAGGGCUGCAGCAGCUGCAGCAGUAGGCAAUACCACACGGAUUCAUAACCACCGCAACGAUGUCGCACAAGGCGUCCAGCGUCAAAUCCACACGGGCUGGAAAAGCCAUUCUUCAGGCGGGUCCCGCUUCGGGGAAGCGUACGAACCUUGGUCGGACGACAUGGCUUGCAUCCUUCAAGGGAGUUGUCUUCCCGGCAGCACACGCUACUGCAGAACUCUCUCCAUGUUCACCAAGAUGGACCUGAAGGACAUCAUGCAGGCAACAACGGUGAACAGCUUUCCUGAUGGAAAACGCCACUACCACACAUCCUCUGCUGCUAAACUGCAAUUGUGGUCCCCCUCAGCCCAUUCAAGAAAGGCAACUUCUUCACAGAGCCCACUUGCCAUGGCCCAAUACUCAACAGAGAGUAGCCAGGACAAGACUGAACCUCAGCCAGACCAAGGCCAGGUUAGUCAGAGACAAAGACUAAAGAUGGCUGUGCGUGAUUAUGGCUCUACUGUUGUUGUGUUCCAUGUCUGCAUUUCACUCAUGUCACUUGGAGGUUUCUAUUUAGCAGUAUCCAGUGGAAUAGAUAUGCAGUCUCUCCUCUCCACUCUGGGUUUUAGUGCAGACAUCAUCCAGUCCAAGGUUGCGACCGGAACCAGCACGUUCGUCAUGGCCUACGCAGUCCACAAAGUCUUUGCUCCAGUACGCAUCGGCAUCACAUUGACAUGCACGCCUUUCAUCGUCAGGUACCUUCGAGGGAUCGGGCUUUUAAAGCGGCCCCUCCCAACUAAAUGAAUUGAAAUGCAAACUGAAUGAGUCUUCCCAGCUCCUACAUAUGACUGAACAGGAUGGAAAGAAAUCAAGACUGAAAUUUGGAAAGUGAAAAAAUUUCACACAGUAUGGAGCCGAAUUUAUUUUCAUACAAAAUUCUGACUCUUGAUGAAGUUUACUUAUUUCCUGCAUUUUAUCAUGCCUUUUUUUUGUAUUGCUUUGUAAACUUGUUUUGAUUUUCAUUUCAUUUGAAUUUGAUCCAGUAGAGAAUAGAAUAUACAAAUAAAUAUAAUUUGCAAAGAUAUAGAAACCGUUGAUCAAUACUUCGUGGUGUAUAUAUAUGUUAGGAGUUACCUUUCCUUGAUCAAUUCAUAUUUGAAUUGAAUAUUUUAAGAUGCCAGGGGCCUGUUGUAUAAAAGAAAACUCUGGCUUUUUUUUUUGCCAGAGUUUUACGAUGUUUUCAAUGUCAGUGGCAUAAUUUUGUUUUAUACUAGAGUGUAUGUUUAUUGCCAGAAUUUUUUUAUGGCAAAAGUUUUAUGCAAGAGGCCCCAGGGGACGCAGAAUGACACAAACCAUGUAAAAUCCAUGACUAAAAGAUAAUACUGUAUCCUGUUAAUAUCUGCUGCAUUAAUACAAGGCCCAUAUGACAAAAUUUAAAAAUAUGGGUUUCUUCAACUUUUCGAUCACUAUCCAUGCUGAAACCAAAAUUUCAAAAUUCAGUGACAAAGGGUCAAGUGUAUAAAAACUGUAGAUAUUAUCAAUAUAAUAUGUUGUGUAGUACCAGUAUUUUGUGUCAUGUGCCAAUUUGGUAUUUGUAUGUGGCUCCUGGAUGAGUAUGAGAACAAGUGGACUCUGGGCAAAACAUUUAAUGUAAAAUGAUAUCAUGGUCAACAUACUCUGAAAUUUUAGUAAUUAAUAAAAUGAUAUAAACAUGACAUUGAAUAUGCGUUUCCUGACUUCUAUUUUGCAUAUAUAAUGAAGUAUUACAUUGCUGUGCAGGUGGAAUUAUGUUCAUGGAUAUGUAAUGAAGUUAAAUGCAGUCUUUAGCUUGAUUUGUACUACAUGUAGUUAAGUUUAUGAAUACUUUCAUCAACAAAAACCAUAGCAUUAUCUUAUAAAACCCUAUUUUCUUGGCCAUGUUACGAACAUUUAAAAGUAGGCUCAUAUAUAUGUAUAUUUUUUUAUUAUUUAGAACACAGUAUUUACACUGGUCCUUUGUACCACAAAUUUAGUGCCCAGAACGAUCAUAAUAAACUUGAGUGAUGUAAAUGUCACCCAUCCUGUGUCCAGAAAUCCAUGAAAUAUGAUUCACAAUUGUGAAUUAAUACUCAUUGUGCAUUAUAUAAUAUCCAAGGGCAUACAUUAUAUGACCAAAAUGUAUUGAAUAAUUUUUAGUCAGUCUAAAGUGACAACUCCAUUACAUUGUAUAUGCUAAAUCAGCAUGAAAAGUUAUUACUAUUAACUUCAUGAUUGAUGUUUCUUUUUUUUUGAUCAAGUAUACAUGUAUAUUAAUAUGGAUAUAUGAAUGUAGUAUAUUUUACAGUACAAAUCAUUAUUUGUGUAGGACCCUUUCUCUAACUGAAAUGAAAGUAAUUUAUUUCUAUCUGUAAUUUAUUCAUAUCUAGUGUAGGAUCUUUUUAGUGUGACGUAUAAAGGUACACGUUAGUUAUCUUCUCACAGUUCUUUGUAACAAUCUAUAGAAAAUAUGUAUAUUUAUGUGUAAAAAGGCCACAACACACCUAACAAGUCUGUUCAGCAAUCUGGUAUUGAAACAUGUCAUUUUCCACAUUUUGUGAAAAUAUGAACUUAUUCAAGGUACAGAAUAUCUGUGACUUAAAUCAAACAAAAAAGAGAAUUAUUAGUCCUUAUGACAGAUAAAAAGCAGAACUGGUUUCAAAUCGUACACAGGAAGUCACUAUGAAUUUACUUGAAUACCAUGGAGGAUUGCAAUAGCCAUGAAUCUAUAUCAUGAAUCAAAGUUGAUCAAUUAAGCCUUAUGUCUCGAUACUCACAUAACAUUAUGCUGUCUUUAUUCCAAAUUAGUUUGCAGACCUUUUGUAAGUUGUGCAGUGGGCUUGACUCAUUUGUGGCCUUACAUGUAUGCUAUAUUUGUUCUUUUAUGUGCCAUGUUAUAUUUCAUGUAUGAUAUUGAAUGAUGAAUAAUUUUGUAAGUGCAUUGAUCAAGAUUCUGGGCAUAAAUUGGUUCACAGAACAAGGAACCAGUCACCCUACCAAUCACUCGGUUUUAAACAUUCAGGUCUGUAUUCUGAGGUCGGGUUUAACUUAAACUGUGAUGCAAGUUAAAUUCGAGUCUAACUAAUCCACACUUAGACCAUGGGUCCAGUCUAAAACUCCAGUUUAGCGUGAUUUGUGUUAUACCCUGGGUUUUAGGUGUAGUCCAACUUAAACCUGUGGUCUAAAGUGAGAUUUUGACCGGAGUUAGACCAGACUUAAACCAAGGUUUAACUUAAACCCGACUUCAGAAUACGGGCUUCAGAGUCAGGCAGUUUAUAUUUGUUGGUGUAUUUACACAGUUCAAGUUCUUUUUUUCAAAGGAUCACCUCCAUCUACAUGUAUGUAUUUCAUCUGUUUGAAAGAAAACCUGGAUAAGAAGAGCAAACAA
Lytechinus variegatus (green sea urchin) is the source of this 3565-nucleotide messenger RNA. RefSeq lists its product as uncharacterized. Bases 76 to 966 code for a protein of 296 amino acids. The record is from RefSeq and is a predicted model, not a curated record. The transcript is spliced from 2 exons. Lineage: Eukaryota; Metazoa; Echinodermata; Echinoidea; Temnopleuroida; Toxopneustidae. Gene Ontology annotation, cellular component: mitochondrion.